UGAGCUGACGCGACAAGCUUUCGCAGCAGCAGAAAAGCAGCCGGCGAUGGAACUUUCACUCCGUUGGCCGUCUUCGCGGCUUAGGGAGCAUAAGAUAUGUUGCUUUGAUAAGCCUAUUGUUGGCCGCGCUCGGCUGUCGCGUCGGCUCGUUGCAAGCCCCAGCCCUCCGCUUCCGACGCUAACUGCAAGUAGGCGUGUCGAGCAACAUGCCGCGGCUUCGUCAACGGGCGGACCCAUUCGGCGAAAGCUUGAAGAGGUGGCGACGGCUAUGGACGAGCAGCUUGCGAAGCUGCGCGGCGCCUCAUGGCAGGGCGUGGAGCUGCGGCUGCUGCUGCAGGUUGGCCAGAUGGCUGCCAGCCUGGUGUUUGUGGGGUUGUACAUCUGGAGCACCUACACGCCCGCGCCGCGCGGCUCGUGGCGCCACGGGGCGGACCUGGCGCUGUCGGCGCUGUUCGCGGGGGACCUGGUGCUGCGGCUGAGGGCCGCCGGCUCUGCCUGGACACGUGUGUUGUUCACGCCGCUGUCGGGGCUCGACGCGUUGUCGUUCGCGCCCGGUGUCUUGGAGCUGGCGGGAAUGGCGGCGAGCGCCCUGGGCGCGUGGGCGCUGGCGGGAGGAGGAGCAGGAGCAGGGGCGGCGGUGGGGGCAGCGGCGGAAGCAGCAGUGGGAGCAGCGGCCGGCGCAGGCGCAGCGGCUGCGGGGGCAGGUGCAGCAGGGGCAGCAGCAGCAGGAGCAGCAGGCAGGGUGGCGGCGAGCGGGCUGCUGAGCUGGCUGGGAGCGGGCGGGCUGAGUGGCGCGGGGGGCGUGCUGGGGGCGGGCGGCGUGGACUUGCGAUGGUUCCGCAUAUUCAGGGCUCUGCGGCUGCUGCGGCUGGUGCUGCUGACGGGCAACGUGCCGCUCAUGAAGCUGAGCAGCGGCGCGCUGCUGAGCGGGGCGGUCAACGUGCGGCUGAUGCAGCUGGUGGCCUCGGUGCUUGCGCUGCUGUUCACCGCCGCCAGCCUGGUGCACGCGGUGGAGCGGCUGCCCUGGCACGACGCGCUGUACUUCGUCACCACCACCCUCACCACCGUGGGGUACGGCGACGUGGUCAUGAAGACAACCGCGGGCCGCUUCAUCGUGCUGGUGUUCAUCGCGGUGGGUGUGGUGGUCAUCCCGGUGCGCACCUCGCAGCUGUGGGGCCAGCUGGCCAGCCGCCGCCUCACCGCGGGCACGCUCAGCCCCGGGCGGCCCACAGUGCUGCUGAGCACGAGGCUCAGCGAGGUGCGCGGCUUCGCCGACCUCACAGACGAGUUCUUCCACCAGGUCCGCCACCAGCAGUUUGUGCCGCAGGAUGUGCACCUCAUGGUUAUUGGCAACAAGCCCUCGGAGCAGUUCACCGCGUUCCAGGAGCUUCACGACCAGCGCAUCACGCUGGUGGAGGGCUCCGUGCUGUCUGCCGCCGACCUGGUGCGCACGCGGGCGGAGCGGGCAGCAACCAUACUGGUGCUGGGCGACCGCUUCACGCACGACGCGGCGGCUGAGGACCUGGACGUGUUGUUCCGGGUGUGGGCCAUCAAGAGCUACACCAAAUGUGUGCCGCUCACGGUGCAGGUGCUGCGGGCGGCGGCCCUAUCCAAGGUGGUUCCCUUCCUGGAUCCACACCAGGACGUGGUGAUGUCAGUGGAGCAGAUGCGGCACCGGCUGUUGGCGCUGUCGGCUCUGUGCCCCGGCGCCUCCACACUGCUGGGCAACCUGCUGCAUGUGGCGGGACCCAGCAGGCAGCUGAGGGAAAGCUCCAUGCGCCCCGCCGGCGCCCCCACACCCAAGCUGGCGGGCCGGUCCUGGUUCGCCGAGUACGUGCGCGGCUGCGGCCACGACCUGCAUGUGGUCCCCGUCACCGACACCAGCGCCACGGCUGUAGCAGCGGCUGCAGCGGCGGCGGCAGGGGCCAUAGCGGCGGCUGUAGCAGCCGGGGCCGCGGCUGUGGCUGGUGGCGGCGGAGGGGGAGGGGGAGGGGGAAGUGGUGGGGGUGGCGGCGCGGCGAGCAAUGGCGUGGGCGGCGCGGCGGGCAGCCUGGUGGGCUGCUCGUUUGGCUCUGUGGUGCGGGAGGCGUUCCGGCAGCAGCACCUGCUGGUCAUUGGCAUCCUCACCGGCUCCGAGGGGCGUGUGCUGCUCAACCCGCACCACCGCCGCCCGCUCCUCCCCACCGACCAGCUCCUCGUCAUCGCCCACACCGAGCACCACGCCGCCGCCGCCCUGCGAGACCCGCGGGUCGUGGCCGCCGCCGCUGCCGCCACCGCCGCCGCGGAGGCGCGCGCUGCGGAGGCCGAGGCGGCGGAGGCGCAGGCGGAGGCGGUGGUGGCAGCCGCAACGGCGGCGGUAGCGGCUCGGACUAUGCUUGCGGCGUCGGGCGCUGAGGGUAGUGAGGACGGCAGCGGCGGCAGCGGCAGCGCCAGUGACGAUGGCGGUAUCAGCGAUGAGGAGCUGAGUGGCGGUGUGGCGGCGGCAUUGGCGGCGGCGGGAUCCGGCGGCGGCGGCGGCGGCAGCCCUGGCAGCGCACGCGGCGCCGUGGCUGGGAGUAGCAAUGGCGGCGGCGGCAGCAGAAGUGGCAGUAGCAGUGGCGGCCGCCGCCGGCCGCGGCGUGUGAAGCGCUAUCUGCCGUCGCUUGCUUCUUGGGACGAGGAGGAUGAUUACUUCACGGAGAAGGAGGGAUCCUUCUUCGCGGCGGUGCGGGAGGUGGAGCGGAUUAAGAAGCAGAAGGAGCGGCAGCAGGCGCGGGAGGCGCGCGCUCGUGGCGCGGAGGAAGACUGGGCUUCGGAGCUGGCGGCGGCGUCGGAGCUAGCGGCGGAGGCGAAGGUGCAGCAGCGCCGGCGAGAGGCCUUGGGGGCGCGGCAGGAGCAGCAGGCGAAGGAGCAGCAGCAGCAGGCGGAGCAAAAGGAGGAGCGGCGGCGACGGGAGGUACAGGAGAUGGAGCAGGCGCAGGUGGGGGCGGUGGUGGAAGCGGCAAGCGGCAGCGGCAGUAGCAACGACGCAGGCACGGCGGCGGCAGCGGCGGCGGCGACGGCUGCGGCUGCACUUGCUGCGGCCGCGGCCGCUGCUACUGCCGCUGCUACUGCCGCGGCUGUGUCAGCUACAGCCGUCCAGUCCACACCAGGCGCGCUGAGCUCUGAACGGGAGCCAUGCGCGGCGGCGGCGGCCACGCCCGUCAUUGCUACAGCCGCAGUAGCCGUCACGGUUACCCUGAGCGCCGACACGGACGCGGACGCGGCAGAGGCGGAGGCUGUAGCAGCCACAGCCGCAUCCUUAGCAGCCUCUGCUGGUGGCCCUGCUGCAACAGCCGCAGGCGGCGCUGCUGCAACCCCCACUGGCAGCAGCGGCUGCAGUAGCAGUAGCAGCAGCAGUAGCAGCCUGGCGGCGAAUGCGGCGGCUCAGCACCGGCUGGCUGCCGGCAGCUCCCACGUGGUCAGCUUCAGCAGCGGCAGUAGCUUCAGCAGCGGCAGUAGCGGCUGGCGCAGCGGCGCGGGUGCUACAGCCGUCGCCGCCGGCUCAGCCGGCAGUAGCACCGGCAGUAGCCGGCAGUUGCACUCGGCCUCCCCCGACGUCGCCUCCUUCAUCAGCCCUGGUGGCACACCCGGCAGUAGCACGGUCAGCUCACUGGAUGUCCCGCCGCCAACGCCGCCGCCGCCAGCAGCAGCAACAGUAGCAGCAGCAGCAGCAGUAGCAGCAGCCAGCCACGUGCACAGCGGGUCGAACGGGCACGUGGACGUGCCGCCACACGCCGCCGCCUCCUCCUCCUCCGAGCUGGGGCUCAACUACGGAGCCGUCGCCGCGCCGCCGCAUCACCGACCGCAACAGCUACAGUUGCAACAGCAGCUACAGCCGCAGCAGCCGCAGCUACAGCCGCAACACCAGCACCAACACGGCAGUUCUGUGACACCAGGAGGCGCAAUGGCGGCGGCGGCCGUAAGUCGCAGCGACCUGCGGAUUAACAUCAACCCUGCGUCAGCGCCGGUGACUGCGGCAAAAGCGGCGGCGCCGCCGGCGCCGCCGGCAGCGGUGACGGCGUCCCGAGUGCCGGCAGGCGCUGCCGCCGCCGCCGCCACGGUCGGCGGCCCGAGCUGGUUGUCAGCUCCGCCCGCCGCCGCUGGAGCGGCGGCGGGGGCUGCUACAGCUGCUACAGCUGCUACAGCUGCUGCCAAGCGGCCUUCAUACACUCUCGCGGAUGCAUCCUGGCGGCAGCCGGAACCCGGGUCGCCAUCGGCGGCGGCGGCGGCGGGCGACGCCAGUGGCGGCGGCGGCGGCGGGCGGGGCCACGUGAUCCUGGCGGGGGCUCUCGAUAGCUUUGUGGAGUUCGCACGUGUGCUGCACAGCUGUGCCGGCACCAAGGACGCGGACAGCGGUAUGUCGUGUCUGGAGGUGGUGGUGCUGCACCCCAACCCGCCCGAGGGGCUGGUGCUGGCGCUGGGGGCCAUGGGGCCCACACGGGUGGUGAGAGGCAGCCCGGCAGACCCCAAGGCGCUGCAGGCAGCGGGGGCGCCCUCGGCGCGCUGCCUUGUGUACCUGGGACACAGCGAGCGGCCCGGCGGCGGCGGCGGCCGCUGCGGCACCGCUGCCGCCGCCGCCCUGGAGGCCGGUGACGGCUCCAACCCCAACGACUACGGCACAACCAGCCGAGCGGGCGUGCAGGCCGACGCCGAGGCGCUGCUGACGUGUUACGGGGUGGGCGAGGACGUCAGCGUGUCCAUGCCGCCCUCCCCGGGACACGGCGGCGGCGGCGGCGGCGGCGGGCCCUACUAUGGCCCUGACUCGGACGGCUUCAGCAGCAGCGGCGAGGAGUCGGAGCGCGGCGGCGGCGGCAGCAGCCACGGCCCAAACACACACACGCACAACUCUGUGCCCUGGGCACACCCGCAACCCGCCCCGCAAUCCGGCGUUCGUGACGGCCGCGGCCCCGGCGAGGCGGCGGCGGCGGCGGCCAACGGCGGCGGUGGCGGCCGCCUGCCGUACGUCGGGGCUUCAUACGAUGGGGGAAUGAGCAGUGGCGGCGGCGGCGGGCCGCCGGGCAGCUUACAAGGGCCUCAACAGGGGUCUCAGCCGGGGUCUCAGCCGGGGUCUCAGGGCCAGCAGCAGCAGCAGCAGCAGCAGCAGCAGCAGCAGCAGCAGCAGCACGGCUACCACUACAACUACUACGGCAGCGGCGGCAUGCGCGGGCACAGUGUGGUGGAGCUCAGUUUCACAAGCAGCGUGCGCUUCCUGCAGCCGGGGCUGCUGCUGCAGGGCACCAGCGUGUGGGAUGAGUCGUGCGCCAUCGGCGGCGCCGCAGCCCGGCCGCGGCGCAGCUGGCGUCAGCGGCGCGAGGCGGAGGAGGCGGCGGCGGCCAACGGGUUGGUGCAGUGGCAGACCAACAUCUACUACGGCGCGGGGCGGGUGGUGGUGCCGGCACUGGUGGACACCUUCACCAUUCAGGCCUUCGCCAAGCGGAACCUGCUACUAGACGUGAUGAGUGAGCUGUGUGGUGACGACCCGGGCGCGCGCCCCGGCGGCACACUGCUGCGCCUGGUGGCGGUGCCGCCGCAGUGCGCGGGGCGGCCCUACCGCCAGCUGUUCGAGCACCUGGUGACACACACAGGCGCGGUGCCUCUGGGCCUGUACCGCUCCAAGCCCGAGAACCCCGCGUGGCGCCUGCACUUUGUGAGCACCAACCCCGCCUGGCAGGAUGUGGUCAGCGGGGACGACCGAGUGUUCGUGCUGCGGCCCGCCGAGUGAGCGGCUGGACUACUGUGGCGGGAGGGGGUUAGUUCAUUUCAGUCACAAGGUGCGCCAUUGCCAACCCAGAACCUGUAGGGCGCGGGAGGCGGGACGGGGCGGACUGGGGCGGGAUGGGAUGGGAUGAGGCGGGAUGGGACGGCGGCGGUCAGGGCCUGGCUGCUUGUUUGGUCGUACUGGGUACUGGUGGGCAGGUGCUCACACUGACGCGAGUGAAGGAGUGACGGAGCGGCUGGCUGGCAGCGCUGGUGGGUCACUAAAGCUUUUGAGCGUGGCAUGGGGGAAGGGAGUGGUGGCACGAGGCGGCGCUUGCGCGGGUGUGUGUUUUGAGUCUGGUUUUGGCGUGGGUAUGGCACGGCGACACACGGCGGCUUCAAGUGACGGAGGGACGGACAUGCAGACAAACAGUUAACAGCCAUUUUCAAGUCGGGGUAGGAAGGGGCGGAAGGAGGCGACGCGGAAGGCGCGGUGGGGUGGUUCGGGGCGGACGUACGUAAGAUCUGCUUGCGGAGUCGUGUCUCUCCGGUGGCAGCGGCCGAGCGGCUGCUGCCGCAAAGACACCGAGGCAGGAACAUGCGGCGUAGGGAUGCAUGCGUGGGCUGUGCCCCUCGAUGCGCACUUCUGUACGAUGAUGGCAUGGGGGACGGGGGUGCAGCAAUGAUAUAUGCUGGCAAGCAAUCGUGUGCUCCAUAAAUGCAUGAUGCUUUACACAGUGCGUUUUUCAAGUGGCGCGGCGCUGGGACAAAAGCAUUGUCAAGGAGAGAAGACGAAUCAUGAUCACGGCACGCGUGCGCCGUGCGGCACUCGGUGGGCAUUUCAUGGUGGUGUGAGCAGUGAGUCAGACCUUUUGACCUGUGUUUUGGGGCUCAGGAGUUUGCAGAGAAGUAACUCCACUGCGCUGAUGGGGGCUGGUGUGCUACCGUAAUGGAACUUGGCAGAACUUGGGGCGCGGAGCCCAGCAUAGUGCAGUAGCAAUAGUGCAGUACGGUAGCGUUUGAUUUAUGAAUUACAGGCUCGGAGUGGCAGUGGUGGUCGUGCACGGUGACGGACUGCUGAAUUCCUAGUACAAGCAAAAGCCGAGGGUGAUGAGAAGCAAGUUCCCGUUGUGAUGGCUAUAAUCCCGGGCCCACAAAUCCUACAAGGCUCGCAGGGCAAGAGUCGUAACGUAGGUUCGAUCACGGUGACGGACUGCGUGACGGGGAAGGCUGUGCGACAUGAGGUCACGGUCACCGGUAUGUGUGGGGUGAGGGCCAGGUGUUCAGGCAUUGCAAAAGCGGCGCCACUGGCCACUGUACAUGCGUCGCAAAAGGCCGAUAUGUAAGGCAUCCUGUAACUUCCACGUUCG
This is a messenger RNA of Chlamydomonas reinhardtii, 7088 nucleotides long. RefSeq lists its product as uncharacterized. Gene Ontology annotation, cellular component: membrane. The record is from RefSeq and is a predicted model, not a curated record. Bases 47 to 5743 code for a protein of 1898 amino acids. NCBI's taxonomy places the organism in Eukaryota, Viridiplantae, Chlorophyta, Chlorophyceae, Chlamydomonadales, Chlamydomonadaceae. Gene Ontology annotation, biological process: potassium ion transport. The transcript has 21 exons.